Brenthis ino (lesser marbled fritillary) is the source of this 1437-nucleotide messenger RNA. The record is from the annotation of a GenBank genome assembly. Lineage: Eukaryota; Metazoa; Arthropoda; Insecta; Lepidoptera; Nymphalidae.
AUGGUCAUCGAAAAGAUUUGCUGCCUCGGAGCAGGCUACGUCGGCGGCCCUACGUGUAGUGUUAUAGCUCUAAAAUGCCCAAAUAUCAAAGUGACUGUGUGUGACAAAAGCGUCGAGAGAAUAAACCAGUGGAACUCAGACAAAUUGCCCAUUUACGAGCCCGGAUUGGACGAUGUUGUGAAACAAUGUCGAGGCAGAAACUUAUUUUUCUCGACGGAUAUCGAGACUAGCAUUGUGGAGGCUGAUCUUAUUUUCAUUUCCGUUAAUACGCCAACUAAAACGAUUGGUAACGGUAAAGGUAGGGCUGCAGAUUUAAAGUACAUUGAAGGAGCAGCUCGCAUGAUCGCCGAUAUAGCUACCAGUAAUAAAAUAGUUGUAGAAAAAAGCACAGUGCCAGUGAAGGCAGCUGAAAUUAUUAUGAAAAUUUUACGUGCUAACACAAAACCUGGUGUUGAAUACCAGAUUCUAUCUAACCCAGAGUUCUUGGCGGAAGGAACAGCUAUAGUUGAUUUAGUUGAAGCUGAAAGGGUGCUUAUUGGUGGAGAAGACACACCUGAGGGUCAGAAAGCGGUGCAGGAGUUAUGUUGGGUGUAUGAACACUGGAUCCCAGCCAAAAACAUCCUUACCACUAACACAUGGAGCUCUGAGCUAUCAAAGCUAGCAGCUAAUGCAUUCCUUGCUCAAAGAAUCUCCAGUAUAAAUUCUUUAUCUGCUGUAUGUGAGGCUACGGGGGCCGAUGUUUCAGAAGUAGCUAGAGCAGUGGGUCGGGACUCCAGAAUAGGCCCUAAAUUCCUUGAAGCUUCCAUUGGUUUUGGUGGUAGUUGUUUCCAAAAGGACAUCCUCAAUCUCAUAUACUUAUCAGAAUGCCUAAACCUUCCAGAAGUUGCAGCAUAUUGGCAGCAAGUUGUCAAUCUAAAUGAUUACCAAAAAACUAGAUUUACUCGUAAGGUCAUAGAAUCUCUUUUCAACACUGUAGCAGACAAAAACAUUGCAAUACUUGGAUUCUCGUUUAAGAAAAACACUGGUGACACAAGAGAGUCUCCAGCCAUAUAUGUAUCGAAAACCCUUUUAGAUGAAGGGGCAAAGCUCCACAUUUAUGAUCCUAAAGUGGAACAUGACCAAAUAUUCUAUGAAUUAUUACAUCCACUAGUCACAAAUGAGCCAGAAUUAGUUAAGAAAAACAUUGAAAUCCAUGAUUCCGCAUAUUCAGCGGUUUCCGGGGUGCAUGCAAUAGUAUUAUGUACAGAAUGGGAUGAAUUUAAGAAUUUGGACUAUAAGAAAAUCUAUGAAGUUAUGAUGAAACCAGCUUAUAUCUUCGAUGGGAGGAAAAUCUUGGAUCAUGAGGCCUUGCAGCGUAUUGGGUUCCACGUUCAGACCAUAGGGAAAAGGCUGUCGAGGACAAGCAGUAUUCGAGCCCAAGGUAGCCAGACUAUGCCA